Messenger RNA from Magallana angulata, 2048 nucleotides. RefSeq names its product protein flp-like. The coding region runs from base 190 to 1734 and encodes 514 amino acids. The record is from RefSeq and is a predicted model, not a curated record. NCBI's taxonomy places the organism in Eukaryota, Metazoa, Mollusca, Bivalvia, Ostreida, Ostreidae. The transcript has 6 exons.
GCGUACCGAGUACCAUAGGUUGGGGACUUGUCAAAAUAAUGUAAUUUGUUGUGGUUGCUACAAUAAGAGCGAACGAUUUAAAUUGAACCCAAACCAGAUUUUUCUCACCUAUGACGUAUUGGCGUAUAUAUUAAACAUAUAUAAAGUGUGGCGCUCAGAAGGACCGUGAUAGAGACCUCAUAAAUCGGGAUGGACGGUCGCUGUAUAAGCUUGGUGUUUCUGGUACUGGCUUGCUAUUAUCCGGGUUCCUAUUCUAUUACACCCGCUGAAUAUGCAGAUGCGGUGGAUCAAACUUUGCAACAGGUGAUGGACUGUGCUCCCUGGAUUCCGGGGCUGACGGUCAGCGUUGUGAAGGAUUUCCAGACUCUGUUCGCCAGAGGUUACGGGGAGACCGUCGUCAAUUCGAACACUCCCGUCACAGAACAAACACUCUUCCAGAUCGGCUCCAUAUCCAAAUCCUUUGCGGCAACAUUGCUGGUCAAACAAAUGGAAGAUGAAAAUUUGGCCCUAACAACAAAGGUAAAAGACAUGAUGGACCCGGGAUUUGUCUUCGUCGAUCAAGAGCGGACGGAUUCCGCCACGGUGGUGGACAUUCUGGCCCACAGGAUGGGAGUCCCUGACCAUACCAAUCUCAGGCUGGACCAGAACCUGACCAGGGCCAACCUCCAACAACGUUUUGCCGCUAUGACGCCGGUGAAAACGUUCGGGAAGUCCUUCUUGUACUCCAACAUGAUGUACGGAUUUGCUUCCUACCUCUCCGAGAGACUGGGCAACGAGCCGUGGGAAAAUUUAGUGACGUCGGAAAUUUUCGACCGUCUUGGCAUGACGUCAUCCACGUUUAUAACCACUCUGGCGGAUCUCUCGGGCGCUGCACAGGGCUAUGAUAAAGGACCGAAAUCCAAACCAAAGGCGGUUCCGUUGGAACUCAGCAAGAAAUGGGGGAUCUGGGCAGGUUCAGGGGCCAUCAUGUCGAACGCAGUGGAUAUGGCUAAAUACAUGAACUUUCACCUCAGUAACACGGACAAGAAUGGUAACGAGUUCAUGACAACAGCGAAUUUCAACGCCUUACACCAACAACACAGAAAACUGUCCUCUACCACGGUAAACACACACUUUGGAAAUGAGGAGAUCCCAACCACUGAAAAUGGCUAUGGGCUUGGCUGGAAGCGAGGACUUUAUAGAAACAACGACAUUCUCCUACACGCUGGCAGCACGUACGGCUACAGGUCAUUCAUCACACUGUUCCCCUCUCAGAAUAUUGGCGUGUUCACUUCCAUGAACGGCGAGGACGACGACUAUAUCCUGCGCGUCUUAAUGCACAACUUCCUGUCUGACGUCGCACUUGGAGUGACGCCAUGGCUUGAUGCGUCAUCUAUCUGCGAAAGACUGACGGCGCCAAAGUACACGGGGUACUACAACACAAACAACCCACAAAGGCCCAUAACCGAAUAUAUAGGUCUGUACGUCAAUCCCAUCUACGGAAAUUUGAAUGUCGAGUUUGACCCAAACAAUGAACACUUGGUCCUGAGGUACGGAGUCGCUACAUGGGACUUUUGGACAAAAUCAGGAAAGGACCAGUUCAAAGCAGAAGGAACUGGGAUGAUCAAAUAUUUGAAAAACAUGUACCGCUUCACUUUCCUGACUAAUGAAAAUGACGGAAUAGUUUCGGUAAGGGUAGACAGUUUCUGCUCCACGUGCGGAAACGACCCACCGAUUUUUCAUAAGGUAGUGUGAUAAAUCAUGUGAUGUAUUUUUCCGAAAUAAAUCGAACUCCCCUAUUAUUGGUGUUUCCUUUUAAAGGGGCAUGGUCACGAUUUUAGUCAAACAUUAUUUUUCCGAUUUUAAUGUUUACAAUGCUUUAUAGUAAGGCAUUUUUAAUAGACAACCAAAAUUUGAGUGUCAUUUGUUGAGUUGUAAGGGAGUUUCAGGGCUAACAAUUAUUUGCUAUAUAUUUACAUUCUACUAUGUUUUUCCAUUAAAUUCUGUUUUUCAAUUGACGGCAGUUAUUGACCGACGACUUCAAAAAUAAAUCAUUCGAUGCUGUAGUA